GCAUGCGCAUUGGGGCGGAGGGCGAGCGUUGGCAGGUGUUUCGGGUGGGCGUUGGCGGGUGAUGGGGCUGCCGGCGCUGCUGCUGCUCGCUCUGUGCGCGGCGGGCGCCCGGGGGCUCUACUUUCACAUCGGCGAGACCGAAAAGCGUUGCUUCAUCGAGGAAAUCCCGGACGAGACAAUGGUCAUCGGGAACUACCGCACCCAGAUGUGGGAUAAGCAGAAGGAGGUCUUCCUGCCCUCGACCCCCGGCCUGGGCAUGCACGUGGAGGUGAAGGACCCUGAAGGCAAGGUGGUGCUGUCCCGGCAGUACGGCUCAGAGGGCCGCUUCACCUUCACUUCUCACACUCCUGGUGACCAUCAGAUCUGCCUGCACUCCAACUCUACCAAGAUGGCUCUCUUUGCUGGCGGCAGACUGCGUGUGCACCUAAACAUCCAGGUUGGGGGGCAUGCCAACAACUACCCUGAGAUCGCUGCCAAGGAUAAACUGACAGAGCUGCAGCUCCGAGCCCGCCAGUUGCUUGAUCAGGUGGAACAGAUCCAGAAGGAGCAGGAUUACCAGAGGUAUCGUGAAGAGCGUUUCCGUCUGACCAGUGAGAGCACCAACCAGAGAGUCCUGUGGUGGUCCAUCGCUCAGACCAUCAUCCUCAUCCUCACUGGCAUCUGGCAGAUGCGUCACCUCAAGAGCUUCUUUGAGGCCAAGAAUCCAAGUGUUCCUGCCUUUGUGUGACUAGCUGAAAACACCAGUGCAGUCCCUUCUGCAUUCUGUUCAUCCGUGCAGUUCUGGUAACUGUCAUGGCAGCUCUCAGGGCCAGAAAGCAGACGUGACAGCUGCUCUCAAGGCCUAAUCAGAGCGCCAGGCAGAGCCUUCUCUGGGACACCCGUGAUUUCCAUCACACAGGGCCUCAAGAGGAAGAGGUGGUGAGGGAGCUAGCACAAGGCAGGGCACUCUUACCCUCCCCCUUCCCUUAACUUUUAUUUAAGCUGUGGUAAAUGUUUUCUUCACGGGAACCAGAUUUGGUUCUUUAUACGGGGUUUUUCCAGUGAAAUAAAAUGUGUUGUAGUA
Vicugna pacos (alpaca) is the source of this 1063-nucleotide messenger RNA. The record is from RefSeq and is a predicted model, not a curated record. NCBI's taxonomy places the organism in Eukaryota, Metazoa, Chordata, Mammalia, Artiodactyla, Camelidae.